UAAAAAUUGUUUUUUUUUUGUAAAUUCUACGUUAGUCGUAGGUUUAAAAUUUUCUUAUAAUUUAAUACCUAUUAAGUGAUUUGGUGAUUUUUUUAUAGUCAUGGUGUAUCUACAUUUUCCUUCUAAUCUCACUGAAGAAGAGUUGAUGUUACAUGCAAAGUACCAGAAAUUAAAGAAAAAGAAGAAAGCCCUUCAGGCACUCAAAGCUCCUAAGCAGGAACCCGAGAAACCCGUAUUACCUAAACGUCCGACAGAAGCUAGAGACGCUAGAGAAAUAGCACGAAAACUUAUAAAAAGUGGUGCCAUUCCAGCUAUUAAAAGUCCUCCAACGCAACCUCAAAAUGCCACCUUCAAACGCCCACGAGCUGGGAGAGAAAGAAAACUAAGUGGUUCAACAGGAGGAACUGGUGGUGUUGCAUCAUAUCAACCGUUUAGUGCGUCUCAAGAACCUCCACCACCUGAAGAAAAACCAACACCUCGAGUCAAAUAUCUUUAUGACUCAUUUGUUACUGCUAGAGAUAAGGAUGAGAAAGGAACUAGAAAUCAAGGCGGAAGUGAUGCUCCUAAUACUGGAAAUAAAACAAAUUAUCUGCAGGUUACUGGUACUAAUAUCACUGAAGAAGUUCUGAGACGUCGGUUGGCAUCAUUUGAACCUUUUUCAUUUAUUCAAGAACCUGACGAUGAUAAAGUAUUUCUUUCAUUUGAUAAUGCAGACAUGGCUAACCAAGCCCAAAUUGCUCUUGAUGGAAAUGAAGAAGGCUGGCGAACUACAUUUGCAAGGAGACCCCCUCAAUCAAAGGGAAACUGGAAUUCAACAUCUGCUUCUCGCAAUCAACCACCACCUAAAGAUUUUAAGAGAUCUCUUGUAACAUAUGAUGAUAUAUUUGAAUAAUCUACUGGUUUAUUAUUAAUAAUGUGAAUCUUUCAUAGUAAAUGUUAUUUUGAGGUAUUAUUGAAAAGAAAAUAUUUAAUAACUUCACAUUCACACUGCAAAGCCUAGAUGCGGAUAUAUUAAAAUUUAGAGUCAAGACUUUGUGCUCACUUGCUAAGUCAUGUCUUUAAGUAGCAGUUAGAAUAACUGCUAUUUGCACCAUGAGAAUUUCGUGAACCAAGCUAUAAGACCUCUAUUUGUGAAUUCGUAAAAUUACAACCACAUCAGUUCUCCCUUUUUAACAAACCAAUGACUCAUAAAAGAUAUUGAAAAUAAAAUGAAUUUAUAGAAUAGCUUGAUAAACAAAAUCCGUAUUGAAAUAUUAAAUAAAAUUUAAUUUCGAACCCUCCAAUUUUCGUGAACCCUAAAAUUUUUAGGUUUGAUGGGUUUGUAUUCAGUAUAUUAACAAGUACUGUGCCGUCUUAAACUAGGAAAUAAUUUAAAUAUGUGAAAAAAAUCAUAUUAUGAUUAUGUUUAGGAUAACAUUUUAAUUGUGUCCUACGAUUUAAACAAUGUGCGGAAUUCCAUUUUGAAACCAAGCCGGUUUUUUUUCUCAAUAUUAAGGAUAUAUGAAGUUCAUCAGUUCAAUUCUUGGAAUUUUUUUCUCUGUAGGUGUUGACAUGACUGGUUUGAUAAGUCUCGUACAUAUAUCGUGUUGUGGCAAAGACUUACUGUCCUAUUUUUUCUUUCACUUUAUAAAUCUGGCAUCAAGUAAAAAUACAGCAAUGUUAUCAGUAGCGUAGCUACGUUGGGUGGCACCCGGUGCGGAAGUUGGUGGUGUCACCCCAUCGAAAGUA
Molecule: messenger RNA, 1728 nt
Organism: Pieris rapae (cabbage white)
Lineage: Eukaryota; Metazoa; Arthropoda; Insecta; Lepidoptera; Pieridae
Gene: Nelf-E
Product: negative elongation factor E
Exons: 4
Coding region: 101-892 (263 amino acids)
Biological process (GO): negative regulation of transcription elongation by RNA polymerase II
Cellular component (GO): NELF complex
Source: RefSeq, a predicted model, not a curated record